Corylus avellana is the source of this 1608-nucleotide messenger RNA. NCBI's taxonomy places the organism in Eukaryota, Viridiplantae, Streptophyta, Magnoliopsida, Fagales, Betulaceae. The record is from RefSeq and is a predicted model, not a curated record.
AUGGCUAUUGAUCUGACGGUGAUGGUCCUAAUGGAUAUGGCACUUGAGUAUUGGGCUUCCAGUUCCAAUGAACAUGUUAAUCUGGUUUCUCCUACUGUUGUUGAAUCUAGGGAUGGAGCUGGUCCUGGGGAUGGGGAUGGGGAUGGGGCUGCGGGUGAAGGGAAAUCUAGUACUACCUCCACCCUUAGUAGGCAUCUAACUGCUUGUGUGAAGUUUGUGGAGUUGAAUAGCCUUAGGAAGCAAAAGACUUUGUCUUUUGAACCUAGUGAUGACAAUGAUGGUUUAGGGACCUUGACAAACUUUACUUUCAAUGAGAAGAAAGUUAGAGAACUUGCUGCCCAUAUGACCUCCUCCCAAAGGGUUUCAUAUAUGGUGGUUACUUGCCAUUUUGUGGAUUCUAAUUGGCUACUCCAAAAGAGGAUUUUAAAUUUUUGUAAUGUACCUCCUCCAUAUUCGGGUGUUGUUAUUGCUGAAGCCUUAAGAAACAAUUUUAUUGAAUGGGGCAUUUUGGAUAAAGUACUUACAAUAAUUGUUGAUAAUGCAAGUGCUAAUGCUGCUGCCAUUGACAUUUUGAGAGAUAAUUUUGAGUUGAGGGGUAGUUUUCCUAUUGGGGGGCUUAUGUUUCAUGUUAGGUGCAGUGCUCAUAUUACCAAUUUGUUGGUGCAAGCAGGGCUUUCAGAAAUAGGGGACAUAAUAGAUUCUAUUAGGCAGGGGAUUAAGUAUAUAGUGGCUUCUGAGAGCCGGUUGAAUGUAUUUAGUGAUAUAGCAAAGCAUUUGGAAUUGGGUUGUAAUAAAAUUAUUUUAGAUGUUCCUACCCGAUGGAAUAACACCUAUUUGAUGUUGAAGACUGCAAUUAGGUUCAAGAAAGUGUUUCCUAGAUACCAUAGAGUAGAGCAGGCUUUUUUAAGUGACUACACUACAUCAAAUCUGUUUCUACCUGAGGUGUGGAGAAUGAAAGAAAUUGUGGAUAUUAAGGCUGCUGAUACGAAUGAAUAUAUGAGAUUAAUGUCAGCUAAGAUGAGUGAUAAAUUUGAUAAGUAUUGGGGUGAAUCUAAUAUGGUGAUGGCCUUAGCUGCUGUGUUGGAUCCUAGAUAUAAAAUGAAGUUGAUUAGGUUCUGUUUUCCUAUCAUUUAUCCACUUGAUAUUCAUGGUGAUAACAUAAAGGCUAUGUUGAGUACUUUGAAAGAGUUGUUUGAGGUUUAUGUUGCUGCCCAUAAUGCAUCUAUCAUUCAACAACAAGCAGUUGCUGAAGUCAGUGCUGCUACUACUACAAUUGCCUCUAUUAUAGAGGUAGUUUCUGGUGGCAGAUCACGGUUUAGGCAACAUGUUAUAAGCAAUGACAUCAUCCGGCCCAUAAAAACUGAUUUGGAUGUUUAUCUUAAAGAAGAUGUAUUCAUUUUUGAUAGUGAGAAUGGUGAAGAUAGUGAUGCAAACUUUGACGCUUUGGGAUGGUGGAAAUCUAAUGCCUUAAAGUACCGCAUCUUAUCUAAGAUGGCACGGGAUAUGCUCCUAUAUGGUUCAGAUUGGGUUAGAGCACUUCAUGGCAUUAAGAAAAAAUCUCGAAUACCUAAAAUGGUGGUGGAAGUGGAAUUGCCAAAUUUUCCGUGA